AGUAUCAAGUUUAACAUAACAGAAAAAAUUAAAACCAUUACUAAAAUUAUUAGAAUGACUAGACUUUACUUACUAUAAUACUCUUUGAUUAGUACUAAAUAAGAGAAAAUAUUUUAACAAAAACAGAUUCCAUACCAGUACCUAUAAAGCGAAUUAAAUGCUGUUUAAAUGAAAUAAAACUUGUUUGUCCGUCUCUAGUUGGUCUCUAGCGAAGAAUGAAAGUGCACGUUAGAUUAUUUAAUAUUUUGAACUAUUCGUCGAAGAACAUUUGUAAAAAUCCCAGUUAUACUUAGUGAAUGGAAAAUUUUAUAAAGUGAAUUUAAACGUUUCCAUAGAACAUAAGGUAAAGAUUAAAAUGAAAGUGAUAGAAGCCAAAAUAGUGGUGUUAGGCUCACAAGGCGUGGGCAAGACGAGCCUGGUGGUGCGCUACAUCGGCAAAAUGUUCUCGCGACACAUCUCGCCCACCAUCGGCGCCUCCUUCUUCACCUGCAACAUCAACCUGGCCGAGGCGCGGGUCAAGCUGCAGGUGUGGGACACGGCGGGCCAGGAGCGGUUCCGCAGCAUGGCGCCCAUGUACUACCGCAACGCGAACGCGGCGCUGCUCGUGUUCGACAUCACCUGCCGCGCGAGCUUCGCCGCCGUCAAGAGCUGGGUGAAGGAGCUGCAGAGCAACGCGCCCGGACCUCUCGUGCUGGCGCUCGUCGGCAACAAGGCGGACCUGGCGGCCGCGCGCGCCGUGCCCGCCACAGACGCCGCGCGCUACGCCGCCGCCCUCGGCGCGCCCUACACCGAGACCUCGGCGCUGCACGACCAGGUACUCCACACCCCCCUCCGCCACCCUCGGCGCGCCCUACACCGAGACCUCGGCGCUGCACGACCAGGUACUCCACACCCCCCUCCGCCGCCCUCGGCGCGCCCUACACCGAGACCUCGGCGCUGCACGACCAGGUACUCCACACCCCCCUCCGCCGCCCUCGGCGCGCCCUACACCGAGACCUCGGCGCUGCACGACCAGGUACUCCACACCCCCCUCCGCCGCCCUCGGCGCGCCCUACACCGAGACCUCGGCGCUGCACGACCAGGUACUCCACACCCCCCUCCGCCGCCCUCGGCGCGCCCUACACCGAGACCUCGGCGCUGCACGACCAGGUACUCCACACCCCCCUCCGCCACCCUCGCCCUCCCCCUCUUCUCUGUACACGGCGUCUGCUUCUGCUCGCAGGGCAUCGACCACGUCUUCGUGAGCACGGCGCGCGCGCUGCUGGAGGCCGCGACGACAACCCCCGCCGCGCCCCAACACCCCCACACCCCCACAGAAGCGACGGGUGCGGGGGGUGCGGCGGACGGGGGGCGCGUGGAGCUGCCGGCGUGGAGUCUGCACACGCCGCGCGCCGACACGCCGCGCCCACUCUGCUGCUAG
This is a messenger RNA of Papilio machaon (common yellow swallowtail), 1420 nucleotides long. Its product is annotated as ras-related protein Rab-17. The coding region runs from base 356 to 1420 and encodes 354 amino acids. The record is from RefSeq and is a predicted model, not a curated record. NCBI's taxonomy places the organism in Eukaryota, Metazoa, Arthropoda, Insecta, Lepidoptera, Papilionidae. The transcript is spliced from 4 exons. Gene Ontology annotation, molecular function: GTP binding; GTPase activity.